AUGCCCAACCUCUUUGCGAUGUUCACCGGCCUAGCGAAGGACACCUGGUGGGCGCAGCUGCCCGCCUCGCGCAAGCUCGACUCGCUGCCGUUCAUUUUCAAGCGCUUCAGCAACGCCGGCUACCUGACCACAUACAUUGAAGACUACCCACACUGCGGCCUCUUUACCUUCCACGGCGUGAAGGGCUUCAGCGGCCGGCCACCGACGGAGUACUACCUGCGACCGGUCAACCUGUGGCUGAGGCGGAAGUCGCUGUACGAUCACACCUGGUGCACCGGAGGGCAGCUGGAGAUGGAGUACUACUACGACUACAUCCUCGAGCAGAUGGCGGCCUUCCGCGACCGCCACCAGCCCCACCUCACCUGGAUCCACCAGUCGACCGUCAGUCACGAGGAGGUGAACAACUGCCAGUGGGCGGACGGGCCGGUGGUGCGCCUCCUGGAGCGCCUCUUUGCCGGCGGCCACCACCGAAACACCGUCAUCGCCUUCUACUCCGACCACGCCAUUCGCAUCGGGAAGAUCCUCGAAACGGAGAGCGGCUUCCACGAGACCCGGCUGCCCUUUCUCUACCUCUACGCGCCGGAGGAGUUGCGCCUCAAGUCAGACUCUGAUGGAGAGCUUCUAAAAUCGAAACAGCUGCGGGCGAUCCUUGCCGAGAACAGCCGCCGCCUGACCAGUCACAUGGACGUCCAUGCGACGCUUCGCCACCUCCUCACGGGCCAGCCACCGACGGACGAGCCGCUGGGCCGGUCCCUCUUUACGCCCAUUCCCGAGGAGCGGACCUGUCCGCAGGCGGGCGUUCCCGAGGAGUACUGCCUCUGCAAGCGCUUUGUCGCCCUCGGCGCCGACCACCGCACGGCGAGGGCCAUAGCGGGCAAGCUUGUGGCGGGCCUUAAUGAGCAGCUCCGCCAGAGCCCCGAGUACGUCGUCAAGUGCGCCGCACUGUCCCUUGAUCGGGUGGUCACCGCGAAGAUCGCCUUCAGCGGCGUGGACCAGGGCGAGAAGAAGGCGCUGGUGAAUCUGCGCCAGGCGUUGGUCAGCCUGGUGUUUACCGUACUGCCCAGCGGGGCAAAGUUUGACGCCACCGUGAGGACCACUUUUAUCAAUGGAAAAGUAGGAGGAGGAGAGGACGCUUCAAAAGAUGUCCUUCGUGUGGACCUCAAUGCCACCGCGGCCGUGGGCAAGAUUGCCCGCAAUGAUCG
This is a messenger RNA of Rhagoletis zephyria (snowberry fruit fly), 1202 nucleotides long. RefSeq lists its product as uncharacterized. Lineage: Eukaryota; Metazoa; Arthropoda; Insecta; Diptera; Tephritidae. The record is from RefSeq and is a predicted model, not a curated record.